AUGAAGUUCUUAGGAUGGAUGCUGAACAAGCAAAAUGCAAAACAUGGGGAUUAUAAUAGAACAAGCACUUCCUCUGCUUCUUCUCAUCAUGUGAAGCAAGAGUCAAGAGAGGAGUUUAGCGACUGGCCUCACGCUUUGCUUGCUAUUGGAACGUUUGGUUCAACAAGCACUGGUGUGAGCCAAAAAGAGAGCAACAAUGUUCAUGAAGAGAUCGAAGAAGAGAAGAAGUCUAUCUCGCAUUCCGAGCCAGAAGAAGAGCCUUCUUCAUCUGCUGAUAUUGAUGAUUUUACUCCAGAGGAGGCCAAGAAGUUGCAAAAGGAGUUGAUGAAGAUUUUAUCAAGAACUAAGAAAAGGAAGUCUGAUGUGAAUAGAGAGCUCAUGAAAAAUCUUCCUUUGGAUAGAUUCUUGAACUGUCCGUCGAGUUUAAAUGUGGAGAGGCGAAUCAGCAAUGCACUCUGUGCUGUUGUGGAUUCAUCUGAAGAGAGUGAUGAUAUGGAGCGAACAAUUAACGUUAUUCUAGGUAGAUGCAAAGAGAUAUCUAUAGAGAGUAAGAAGAACAAGAAGAAGACAGACAUAAGCAAGACGUCUGUCUCAUAUCUUUUCAAGAAGAUCUUUGUAUGUGCGGAUGGGUUUUCUACACCCCCGAACCCUAGCUUGAGAGACACGCUUCAAGAAUCAAGAAUGGAGAAGUUGUUGAAGAUGAUGCUACAUAAGAAGAUUAAUGUUCAAUCCUCGUCGAAACCAGCAACAUCAACAACACAGAGAUGCUUGCAAGGCAAGAAACAGCUCUCUUUGAAGAGUGAAGAAAAAGAAGAAGAAACCAACGAAAGAAGAAGUAGUAGCGAUGGACAUAAAUGGGUCAAAACAGAUUCUGACUUCAUAGUUCUUGAGAUCUGAUCAAACAUUCGUUUUUGAAGCCUUUGCAAGAAUCUAUUCAGCGUACAGAUUCAAACUCGUAAAGGAAAUAACGAAAUGAGUCUCUUAUUUUGGAGGAUUUUUUUUGAUG
This is a messenger RNA of Brassica oleracea var. oleracea, 1006 nucleotides long. RefSeq lists its product as uncharacterized. The transcript has 6 exons. NCBI's taxonomy places the organism in Eukaryota, Viridiplantae, Streptophyta, Magnoliopsida, Brassicales, Brassicaceae. Gene Ontology annotation, biological process: regulation of growth; gravitropism. Bases 1 to 897 code for a protein of 298 amino acids. The record is from RefSeq and is a predicted model, not a curated record.